AUGGAGGGUAAUUUCUACGUGUCCGGCACAGUCAUCCAGCGGGAGCUGCGUUCGCACUACGGCAGCUGCCUCGCCAAGUGUCGCGAUGAGGCGGCUGCGUACGGCCGCUGCGUUGAGGCGGGGCAGAUCAACCGCAACUUGGCGCACGGCAGCUGCAGCGAGGAGCGGCGGGCGCUUCGGGCGUGUGUCGACGCCCACGCGACGGUCAUGAAGAACGCGGCGCGGCAGUAG
Molecule: messenger RNA, 231 nt
Organism: Trypanosoma grayi
Lineage: Eukaryota; Euglenozoa; Kinetoplastea; Trypanosomatida; Trypanosomatidae
Exons: 1
Coding region: 1-231 (76 amino acids)
Biological process (GO): mitochondrial respiratory chain complex I assembly
Cellular component (GO): mitochondrion
Source: RefSeq, a predicted model, not a curated record